AUGUCUCUGUUCCUUCUACACAUACCGGCUUGCGCACCUGAUGCUGGCUUCACCGAGUUACCUGGGCCGACCAGCGGAGAGGCGAGCCAUGUUCCCCGGCCGGAUGUGCUCGUACGCGCUCAACCUCCAACGCAAUGUGGUCGCUGCGCCCGCAGGAAACCUCAACCGUCCCUCGGUGUCUAUCCACCCACACCAGAGGCAUAUCUCUGGUCGCCUCGAGGCCAUCUACGAGGCUACAGAUGCCUGAUUGCUGCCGUUUUACACUAUGCAUGUUGUGCUCGUCAACGCAGAAGAUAUCAACUAAUCACUCGUUAUCAUUACUAUAAGCAGAAGAAACCUUUCUCCGCAAUCUCAGUAUAUGUCGAGAACCUCACCUCGGAAACGUACGAAGAGGACGAUCUUGCCGGUGUCCCUGAUCUGUUGGAAGUCGUGAAGCUACAAGGUACUGGGGCACAGGAGGUGGCUCGAGCUCUAAGGAAGAAGCUGAAAUAUGGUUCUGUGCAUCGACAGCUGAGGGCCUUAACCAUCCUUGAUGGCCUUCUUCAAAAUGGUGGAACUAGAAUGCAGCGCGCACUUCUCUCAGAUGGGCCAUUGCUGGAAAGACUCAGAAUUGCCGCAGCGGACCCAACCUCCGACUCAGACGUUCGCGCCAAGUGCAAAGUCCUAUUCGGACAAUGGGUUGCCAGUUCAAAAGACAAUCCCGGGCUUGAAGGAGCCAAGUCACUGUACAACCAAUUACCCAAGACACAAAAGCCUGUGCAGCAGCGACGUGAGCAGAGCAGAGUCCUACGAGAGACGGAGGAAGAAGUUCAACGCGAGCGAGAAAUGGAGUUGGCAAGGAGCAGGCUAGACAGUAUGUCUCCUGUCGGAGACCCGCCCAGUCCUACGAGGCUACGCAAGCAAAGUUCACCCAUCACCCUCGGGCAGUCUUCAAGCUUCGCGCCCAAAAAGGACAAGAAGGACAAGAAGGGCAAGGUGAAAGGCUUCAACCUCGAGCGCGAAAAGCCCAACAUCCUUCAGGCCAUUGCGGCAUCUUCCGUGGCUUCUACCGGCCUGUCAAACGCCUUAAGGCUUGUUAAUCGCGAGAACGAGCGAGUGUCUGACAACGCGGAGGUCAUGAAGCGUUUUGAGACAUGCAAGCAGCUUCGACGGCAGAUCUUACGGUAUAUCCAAUUCGUGGAAACGGAAGAGUUCCUGGGGGGACUCAUUCACGCCAACGAGGAACUGGUCAAUGCUUUGAUGGCGUUCGAGAUCCUAGACAAGUCGAUUGAUGACGAUUCGGACAGUGAGCUUGAAGAAGCCCAGCAUCUCAGCAGGCAAGCCGCCAAAAGUGAGCAGGCUGCUGCGAGAGAGGCCGAGAGAAUGGUGGCGGCCAUGAGCAUAUCUGCUCCACCCAAACCUCCUAGACCUUCUCCGGGCCAUAUCGCUAUGCCUCCCCAACAAAGGUCAACAAGCCAGAAAGCCAAGCAAAUCGAAAGUGACAGCGAAAGUGAGACCGAUGAAGAUGAUCCUGAUGAUCCCUUUGGGGAUAAGAAUGCAAUGAAGACGCCUGACCCCGAGUCAUUGGGCAGGAGAGAAUAUACGUGGCGCGAAGUAUAG
Exophiala spinifera is the source of this 1599-nucleotide messenger RNA. RefSeq lists its product as uncharacterized. Gene Ontology annotation, biological process: actin cortical patch localization; endocytosis; actin filament organization. The coding region runs from base 1 to 1599 and encodes 532 amino acids. The transcript has a single exon. Gene Ontology annotation, cellular component: actin cortical patch. Gene Ontology annotation, molecular function: ubiquitin binding; phosphatidylinositol binding. The record is from RefSeq and is a predicted model, not a curated record. Lineage: Eukaryota; Fungi; Ascomycota; Eurotiomycetes; Chaetothyriales; Herpotrichiellaceae.